Molecule: messenger RNA, 583 nt
Organism: Trichosurus vulpecula (common brushtail)
Lineage: Eukaryota; Metazoa; Chordata; Mammalia; Diprotodontia; Phalangeridae
Gene: ZNF593
Product: zinc finger protein 593
Exons: 3
Coding region: 63-464 (133 amino acids)
Molecular function (GO): nucleic acid binding; zinc ion binding
Source: RefSeq, a predicted model, not a curated record
GGCCCGGAAGCCGAGCUCACGUGGGCCCCGGCGGCCCUGAGCCUUUUUUCCCAGCCGAGGCCAUGGCCCGUUCCCGGCGCACCGGCGCCCACCGCGCGCACUCCCUGGCCCGCCAGCUGAAGGCCAAGCGGCGGCGGCCGGACCUGGACGAGAUCCACCGGGACCUGCGGCCCGACAGCGCCGCCCGCCGGCCCCAGCCGGACGCAGAGCCGGACCCCGACCUGCCCGGAGGCGGCCACCACCGCUGCCUGGCCUGCGCGAGAUACUUCAUUGAUACUACCAGCCUGAAGAAUCAUUUGAAGUCCAAAGAUCACAAAAAAAGGCUGAAGCAGCUGACAGUAGAACCCUACAGUCAGGAAGAAGCAGAGCGGGCAGCGGGCAUGGGCUCUUAUGUGCCCCCCAAAUGGUUGGCAGUGCCCACAGAGGUAUCCACCGAGACAUCUGAUAUGGAGGUGGCCAGCUGAUGCUGCCCAAAGCAGAGGAUAGCCAUGCUAGACUGGGCUGGCUGGACCGUAUCUCUCCCCCAACACUCAGAGCAGACUUCUUACUUUUCCCCAAUAAAGGAGCUGAGCUGCUAUGUGUC